Molecule: messenger RNA, 144 nt
Organism: Cetraspora pellucida
Lineage: Eukaryota; Fungi; Glomeromycota; Glomeromycetes; Diversisporales; Gigasporaceae
Source: the annotation of a GenBank genome assembly
AUGCUUUAUUCAGAAAAGGCUGAAGAAGGUGAAUUAGAUAGAUGGUUAAUCCAAGAUGACUCAAAAGAACCUGCUGAUGCCAACAAAAAGGCACUGAAUAUUGGAAAUAAAGUUGAAAAAGAUGAUUCUAAAUCAUUUAAAUAG